GUCUUAAGUAACAGCCGAGAUAAGAGCAAAAAUUAUGUGCGAGUGGAAUAUUCGAAAUUAAAUUUUAUAUUCUGAUCGUACAAAUGAAAAUAUAUUUCGAUAAACAGACACAUUUGGGAUUAUAAUAUAAUUUACACUUCUACAAAAUUAUACACGGAGGAAAGCUAUUCUAUUGAACUACUAUACACAGCCACUUGGUUCGUGAACUUGUUUCAAUAAAUUGAAUAUUGGCUUCAACAUACAGGCCACCACAUGUGAAUUUUUGACUUAAACAACUCGAAUAAAUAAAUAUUUUUUAGAAGAAGAAGGAGGAAAAAACUUACCAUUAUACUUACAUAUCCAAUGCUUUUAACGUUUAUAGUGAUUUCAUACGAAAUGUAAUUAAAUCAAAUUAUAAAAAAGGUGUGAAAAUAUUUUACAAAAAAAUUUUCCGUAGUUUUCAUAUACAUAUUAGCAAUUAGUGUUAAUUUGCCAUCAAAAAAAAAUUAAAAAAAAUUGAACAAUAAAAAACGAAAGAAAUAUUUCAAUUGUAUGUGCAAUAAAUGUAAUUAUAUUGAGAGUUUACAUAAAAAGUGGUAUCCAUUUGAAGUGUGAUACAAAUUUGGAUAAUGUUGAUAUGAGAGUUUAAAAAGAUAAUCAAAAGAAAAACAAAAACAACAGUUUCAAACCAAAAUUCAAACGGAUGAUUUAAAUGUUGUCGUUCGUUAUAACAUGAUUGAUCAUUCAAAUAUAACAGCAAAACGACAAAAAUUUUAUUCCAAUUCCAAUUUACAAAAUAUUUCUAACACUGAAGUUAACAACGGAUAUUGUGGUUGGGCUAAGCGAAAAACCACAUUUAGUACACGACGAAAAAGAACAAAGUGCUUGUUAUAAAAAUUCGCUAAAUAAUAAUUGCUAUUAUCAAACGAAUUAUAAUGAGAGCGCGAUAGAUAAAUGUUACCAAUGCAUUUUAUGUCCCCCCAUGUUCUUUCAACGCAAGAAGAACCAUCAGAAACGACUAUGGGGUUUACGCGUCACAACACCAUCAAUAGCCUCAUCAAGUCUAGAAGAACAAGAUUUCCAACAACAAAGAUAUCCACCACCAAAUGGUCAAAGAUGCAUCGACCAAGAGACAAGUUCGUUGAUGAACUGCUGUCGGAGUGGAACCAGCACCAGCAACAGUUUGCUGGAUCUGAACAAUUUACAUGUUUACAAGCUAUUUUGCGCUCUGACCAAAAAGUUGAAAGAACAUCAACUGCAAACGUUGUGCCAAGCUGUCGAACACAACAAUGUAUUAGACGGACAAUCAACACAUUGUGUUCUCGUACCGAGAGGUGUAAUCGAAGGCGAAGAGCCCCAUGUGAUUGCGUGCCGAAUAUGGCGAUGGCCGGAUAUACGAUAUGCGGACGAAUUGAAACGGAUACCAUCGUGCCCGAACGAAAGGGAUCCAGUUUAUGUGUGCUGCAAUCCGAGUCAUUGGAGCCAUCGAUUAAUUCGAUCAGAAACACCCCCACCUCCUUACUGUAUAUUUGCUAUGGACAGACUGAAACCAGAAGACCGAGCGCCAAGCGAAGAUCGAUAUGGAGGUUACGACCAGUUCCCAGGUUCUCUCACUACUGAUGGUGAAGACACUACCUCUACAACAGGAUGGUGUCAGCUGGCAUAUUGGGAAUUAUCACAACGUGUCGGCGGUUUAUUUCCUGUUGAAAAUGCAGCCGUUAAUGUCUUCGCUGAACAGGCCCGAGGCAAUGGAAUGUGCUUAUCAACGCUAGCCAUGCAACGGAUAUCAGCAACGCCAGAUGCUGUGCUCAAGGCAAGACAAAAAAUCGGCUUAGGCGUAACAUUAAGUAGAGAAGCGGAUGGUGUAUGGUUGUAUAACCGUUCUUCAGCGCCAGUUUUCGUACAUUCGCCAACAUUGAACGAUAUCGACACCAGGACGCUGGUGUAUCGGGUGCCACCGGGACAUUGUUUACGUGCCUUUGAUCACAAUAAGGCCGCAACGGAAGCUUUUGCGUGGCCCAGUUAUUUAGCCGGCACUCAAACUGGUCCAGUCGAUAUUUACAGUGUUCGAAUUAGCUUUGCCAAAGGAUGGGGUCCAAAAUACCAACGUCAAGAGGUAACGGCAUGUCCAUGCUGGUUAGAAGUUCAUUUACAAAAAAAAUUACUUCAUUUACGACCUUGUCGGUGACAAAUCUUUUAGUUUUUAUGACUUUUUUUUUAAGUAAGUCUUAAACUUAUACUUAUUACUACAAUGAUUACGUAGUAAUCAAUAAAGCGACAAAAAUAAAAAAAUAAAAAUGAAACGCCGGAGUUAAAUUUCUUUUUCUUUGUUUUAUUUAAGAAACUUGUUUGUAACAAGAGUGCAAAUUCUGUAAGAAAUGAAACAAAAUCGAUUUUUAUCAAUUUAUAUUAAAAUGGAAAAAUGUUUUGUUUUUUCUUCUUGUUCAAAUUAAAAUCUUCAUUUCAACGAAUCAUCCCUUUAAUCAUCCAGUUUAAACUUUUAGAAUACUUAUGUACCUUUGCUUAACCAUUUAGCUGUUAAAGAGAACUGGUGACUAAGUGUACAAUGAGAGAGAGAGAAAGAGAGAGAGAGUUUUUUUUUUGAAAGGAAAAGAAAUGAUAAAAAAAAAUUAAAGGAAACCAAAUUAUGAGCACGCUUUUUUAUACAAAUACACACACCCAUGAAAAAGUUAUGAAUGAAUGAGAUGAGGAAAUUAGCCAAUGGAAAAAGUGCUAUUUUUAUAUUGUUAAAAAUUAACAAACAAAAAUGAAGAAAAACAAAAAAAUGAAAAAGCUCAAAGAAAUAAUGCAUAAAAAACAUAAAUGCAAUUAAAUUAAAAUUAAAUUAAAUUAAUUCUGUACAUAAAUGAAUAAUAUUUUAAUUAUUUUAUAUAAAAAACAAACAAAAAAAAAACAUAGGAGAAACGAUAAUAAAUUAAUGAAUUUAUACAAAAAAAAAAUCAAAAAAACACAAAAUGUAAAAUGCUCUAAUUUUGAUCGAACUUAUCAGUCGAACGUCAACGAAUUAAUUUUUUUUAAACAAAUUUGUUGACCAAACCAAAAAACUUUAAAAUUAAAAAAAAAUGUUUUGCAAACAUUCCAUCAUAAUGAUUUGCUGCAAUUAAAAAAAAAAGAAGGAAAAAGCUUGCGAGAAAAAUAUAUUUUACCAGGUGGCAUUGUCACCUUUAUGUUCGAGUUUGAAAGCGAUUAUGAGGAUUCUGAUACAAUAAAGGAAAUGAGCCGUGUCAUACAUUCAAACCAUAAAAUGGGGAAUUCCUCUAGUUUUUGUAGAAAAUGGGUAUACCUGGCAACUCUAUUUUCAAAUCAAAUGAUAAUUCCUCGAAAAUUGAAAACUUGUCACGGUUCCAGUUGGAAAAAGGGAUACACAUAGAGACGACAGAUCUUCUCAUUCUUUUUUUGUAUUCUGUUUACAGCAUUGCGCAUUUAAUAACUCUUUCGAAAAAUCUGAUUCAUGAGAAUUUUACCAAAAAAUUCUCAGAAAUUUUCCAAAAAUAGGUAAAUUUUGGUAAAAUGAGCAAAUUUUUGGUAAAUUUUGGGCAAUUUUCAGUAAUUUCAGUAUGUAAAAAUUCCCAAUGAACGGCAUAGCCACAGGAUUUACGAUCAUUUGGUCACUCUGUCACGCACUACGGAUCAAUUUCCCACAUUUUCACUAGCAUGUACGUAUGCCGAUGGCAAAAAAUAAAAUCAGAAGGACUGGUAGCGUCUCUAUUUCACUUUUUCCUCUUCAACUGUGAAACAUCUCACAAUCAAUCCCAAUAUACAAAAUGGUUAUCCCAACUCAAUAAAUUGACUAGGAUCAUCUUUCGAUAAUGAAAUUGAAACCCAAAUCUUUUUCAAACUAGACCAAUAAAGUGUGUUUCGUUGUCGACGGAAUAAAUGAUAAAUGUGAUGUGAAUUGCACUAUACUCAUUGUAAGGCUUUUGUGUUUAAACUUUUUGACCAAACAAGUCAUCGAAUAGUCAAGUCUUCAUAAAUAAAAUGUAUUUAACAGAGAAAUAGAGAGAGAGAGAGAGCAAGAAAUAGAGGAAAAGAAAAAAAAAUCAAAAUUAGGUUACAGCAUUUUAAGAACCCCGUCGAAAUGUAAGGAGGAAAAAAAUUAUGAAACAACAAAAGAGUUAAGUGACAACGAUUAGUGUGAGAGUAUCGAAUACUCGUCCUAGGUGUUUGAGAGAGAGAGAGAGAGAGAAUAUUUAUACAUCACAAAAAACAAAAAACUUCUUAAACAAUUUUAUCCUUUAUUUA
This is a messenger RNA of Bradysia coprophila, 4242 nucleotides long. RefSeq names its product Daughters against dpp (gene Dad). Gene Ontology annotation, cellular component: heteromeric SMAD protein complex. NCBI's taxonomy places the organism in Eukaryota, Metazoa, Arthropoda, Insecta, Diptera, Sciaridae. Gene Ontology annotation, molecular function: transcription regulator inhibitor activity; I-SMAD binding. The record is from RefSeq and is a predicted model, not a curated record. Gene Ontology annotation, biological process: anatomical structure morphogenesis; SMAD protein signal transduction; regulation of transcription by RNA polymerase II.